Messenger RNA from Grammomys surdaster, 1380 nucleotides. It is a transcript of the gene Ttll10, whose product is annotated as tubulin tyrosine ligase like 10. The transcript is spliced from 7 exons. Bases 183 to 1178 code for a protein of 331 amino acids. Gene Ontology annotation, biological process: protein modification process. The record is from RefSeq and is a predicted model, not a curated record. NCBI's taxonomy places the organism in Eukaryota, Metazoa, Chordata, Mammalia, Rodentia, Muridae.
GCCAGGCCGUGAUAAGACAGCCCUGCUAGUCCACAAGGCACCUGAGGCCCCAGGGACCAGGUUUAAACGCAUCUGCUCAUUGUACCGGGGUGUGAUUUCCUGCCGGUCUUUUUAUCUGACCAGACGACCUGGAGGAAGAAGAAGCUGCCAGACUCCCAGUGACCUCCCCAGACGGGCUCCUGAUGGAAGGAGAUAAGCAGCCCAUUCCUAGUCAGGGCCCUUUCUUCUACAUCGGAGGCACCAAUGGAGCAUCAAUAAUCAGCAACUACUGUGAGAGCAAGGGCUGGCAACGCACUCAGGACAGCCACUGUGAAGACUACAAGCUAAAGUGGUGUGAGAUCAAGUGCAGGGACAACUACUGCAGCUUCCGGGAAGGCCAGCAGUUGCUGUUCCAGCUCCCCAACAACAAACUGCUUACCACCAAGAUCGGGUUGCUCAGUGCUCUUCGGGAGCAUGCACGCACUUUGAGCAAAGCCAGACUGCUGCCCAGUACCCAAGCCAAGGUCCUGAAAAUGGAAGAGUUUUUUCCAGAGACCUAUCGGCUGGACAUCAGGGAUGAGAGGCAGGCUUUCUUCACUCUAUUUGAUGAAACCCAGAUGUGGAUCUGCAAGCCUACGGCCUCCAACCAGGGAAAGGGCAUCUUUCUGAUCAGGAGCCAGGAGGAGGCUGCUGCCCUGCAGGCCAAGACCCAGAGCAUUGAGGACGACCCCAUCUACCGCAAGAUGCCCUUCCGUGCACCUCAGGCGAGAGUGGUGCAGAGGUGUGGGAAUGGAUGCCAGGAAGGGCUUGAGUCUCAGGCGGGGAUAACCCAGAUUGGCUGUUGCUUGUGGAUGUUGGUGAUAGUCAUCAGAAGUGCUGCCGAGCAGCCCUUGACCACAGCAGGCUACAGCACUUCCAACACCCAACCAACCUGCCCCAAGCAGCCCACAUCUAGACCCAUAAUCUGUGUGGGGGUGGGGAGGUAUUCACUUUUAGCUGGGGUAGCAGGGAAGUCUGCCCCUAAACACAGGCUCCUCCAAGGAGGGGAAGCCAAGGAUGGUUUGGUCCCUUUGUCCUCUGCCCUGCAGCUGUCUUUCCUAUUCUUCAGCCCAGCCAGCCAGCUACAGCCCAUUUGCAACACAGAGCUGACCAAUGACUCAUCUGCCUACAGUGGGGUCCAGUCCCUCAGUUUCACAUGAGACUAGGAGGGAAAACUCAGCUCAUACUUAGAAAAGUCCCAAUAGAGCCUUAUCCUCUACCAAUAUGGACCCUUUCUCUGGCCACAGCUGCCAUUGGCUACACCUUUCCCCUUCCAUAGGACCCUUCCAAGAAUGCUCUCCCUACCUUCAGUCUUGAAGAUGUGAAAUUUCUUAUGUGGGAUGCCCUAUCCCAUCACCAAAG